AAACAAGCGCUCGUCUCCGUGGUCCGAGAACUCCGGUCAGGAGACGGACAUCCGUCGAGUUGGUCAAAAGCCCGGUCCUCACCACCGCCGCACGUGCCCCGCACUCCCCACCGAUCCCCUCCUUCCUCGCUUUCCCCUGCGCCCAAGAAACGAUACAUGCGGAGCCGCCCCUCUGCAUAGAACCCGCCAUCGAUCUCCACCGGGGGGGACGGAGGGAUCGCCCCAUUCGGCGGCGCCGCCGGCGACCACGACGACGCGAUGGUGCCGCACCACGCCUACAACCGCCUCGGCAGCGGCGGGGGGACGCCGUCCCCACCAGCUUCUCCCCGUCGGUCGCCGAGGACCCACCGGCGGCCCUCCAAGUCCGCGUCCGGGAGGGCGCUCCAGGCCCCGCGGUCGCUCGUGCAGCGGAUGGCGUGGAUGCUCCUCUCGCUCCUCCUCCGGCGGCAGGCCAUCUUCCUGUUCGCGCCGCUCCUCUAUGUCGCCGGGAUGCUUUUCUAUAUGGGCACCGUAUCCCUCGAGGGCGUUCCCCGCAUCAUCUCCCGCCCCGCCUCCGGCUCCAUGUACCGCAGCCCCCAGCUGUACCAGCGCCUCCGCCCCGAUAUGAACGCCGAUAACUCCUCCGAUGUGUUAGCAACAGUAUGGAGACACCCUUAUAAAGGUGGUAUGUGGCGGCCAUGUAUAAAUAUGACCAUGAAUGAGUUGCCUGAUUCUAAUGGUUACAUAUAUGUCGAAGCAAAUGGUGGUUUAAAUCAACAACGGGCAUCGAUAUGCAAUGCAGUUGCAGUAGCUGGAUAUCUAAAUGCAACGCUUGUUAUCCCUAAUUUCCACUACCACAGCAUUUGGAGGGAUCCUAGCAAAUUUAAGGAUAUCUAUGACGAGGAGCACUUCAUCCAUACCCUGAAAAAUGAUGUAAGAGUAGUUGAUAAGGUGCCUGACUUCAUGAUGGAACGAUUUGGUCACAAUAUGAGUAAUGUGCAUAACUUCAAGAUCAAGGCUUGGUCUUCCAUACAAUAUUACAAGGAUGCUGUCCUGCCUAAGUUAAUUGAAGAAAAGUUUAUAAGGAUAUCUCCUUUUGCCAAUCGUUUAUCAUUUGAUGCCCCUUCUACGGUCCAACGCCUAAGAUGCUUGGCAAAUUUUGAAGCCUUACGCUUUUCAAAGCCUAUAGCAACUUUGGCUGAAAAGUUGAUUUCUCGAAUUAAGGAACGCAGCAUAGACAAUAAUGGUAGAUAUAUUGCAGUGCAUCUUCGCUUUGAAGAGGAUAUGGUUGCAUUCUCUUGUUGCAUAUUUGAUGGCGGUGAAGAGGAGAACCAGGACAUGAAUGCUGCAAGAGAAAGAGGUUGGAGAGGAAAAUUUACUAAACCCGGUCGUGUUAUACGACCUGGUGUAAUUAGGAUGAAUGGAAAAUGUCCUCUUACACCUUUGGAGGUUGGCUUGAUUCUCCAAGGCAUGGGUUUCAGUAAUAAUACAGCUAUAUAUUUGGCUUCAGGAAAGAUUUACAAGGCAGAAAAGACUAUGGCUCCACUUCUUGAAAUGUUUCCCCUUUUGCAAACUAAAGAGACAUUAGCGUCAGCUGAGGAGCUUGCUCCAUUUAAGAACUAUUCUUCUAGGAUGGCUGCUGUAGACUAUAGUGUUUGUCUUCAUAGCGAAGUGUUUUUGACAACUCAAGGUGGGAAUUUUCCUCACUUUUUGAUUGGUCAUAGAAGAUAUUUGUAUGGUGGACAUUCUAAGACUAUCAAGCCUGAUAAAAGGAAGUUGGCCUUGUUGUUUGACAAUCCAAAAGUUAGUUGGAAGGCCUUGAAGCGUCAAUUAUUAAACAUGCGAGCUCAUAGUGAUGCCAAGGGGAUAGAGAUUAAAAGACCAAAUGACUCGAUAUACACCUAUCCUUGCCCAGACUGCAUGUGCCGCUCGAACAAAUCGGAAGUUUUAAAAUCUCCACCAGCUCAAUAAUAUUAGUUAUGGAGAUUUUGUUAACAUUCCUUGGAAUUCACCUGAUUUUGGCAUUGGUGUGUGAUUCAUUCUUUUCCUUGGCAUUUGGCGGAGCGCUGUCUUUUUUGCAAGCUUGCAGGCUUCAGCAAAAAGCACAUUGUUACGAUUCCUUUUGGCUUGGGAUAUCGGUGUCCUCUUGUAUAUCUGGAAGAGAUGAUCAAUGAUAGGAUUCUUUUCAUCCAAAAGAGUUACCCUGGAUGCUGACAGAGUUUGGCUUGCAUCUGCAGCCUCUGUGUCUCACAAAUCUGAAACCAUCGUGUUUCGUCACUCUUCUCCCUCAGUUUUGGCGGAGGCUUGUAUAUGUAUUGACUUUUUUCUCAUUAUACACAGAUGUUCGUGUAGAGGGGGAAACGGAAAUUAUCGAGCAUUUGGGGCACUAAUGUUGUAGGUUUAUUUCUCUAUUACCAUUUUGUAUAUUACUUGGUUAUCGUCCCAACCAAGUUCCGAUAUUCUGUAAGAGGCAAUUAUUUGAUGAAGGGUGUCAUCCUUCCUCUGUAACAUCGAUGUUCAGAUUUAGACUUUUUGGCCCUUCCAUGAGGUUUACUUCAGUGCCAUGAGUCGAAAAAUCAGUCCCAGAGUUCUGAUACCAUUUAAGGGAACCAUGGCUCUAGCAAUCAUGCCACCGUGCAGCUCUCAUCGUGCAAACAGAAAGACUGUCACAGAAAAAGGAAGUAGGCUCCUUUCACCAUUCCAAGCACAAUCCUCUCUUUGAAGCAGCAGGGGUAUGAGACCAUGUGCUGCGCCUGCAGUUGCAAGAUUGUCCCCAAGGGCCCAAGGCUACAGACUUUAUCACUGAAAUCAUUCUCUUGUAGAUUGCGGGUGGAAAAGUUGCGGCUGGAGAAAUUGUUUAUCAGCUUCCCCAUAGUUUAUUCUGCAGCACUUGUAGGAUUUUUAUUUGUAUAUAUUUUAAUGCUCAGAACAUACAAAUUCACUCCAUCAUUAUGUGCUGAUUAUUUAAGAUUCGUGCGAGUCUCAAUUUCUGCGUGAUGCCAGGACUGUCAUCUGGUUAUUAAUUGCGGAUGAGAGACCUUAAACCUAA
This is a messenger RNA of Phoenix dactylifera (date palm), 3028 nucleotides long. Lineage: Eukaryota; Viridiplantae; Streptophyta; Magnoliopsida; Arecales; Arecaceae. The record is from RefSeq and is a predicted model, not a curated record.